UGUCUCCGGGGAAAAAAAUAAAGAUUAUUGCAGGCGCUAACUUGGAGGGAAAGGGGUCCGCCCGGGAUCCCUGAGGACCUGCCCGGGGCGGGAGGAGCCGUCCUUCCCCUGGCCCCGCCCCUCCUGCCCUCCUGCCUUCCGAAGGAGGAGACCCCCCCAGGGCAGGGACAAGGGGGCGGAGAAGCGGGAGCGACACAUUUUUGAGUCGUGACCAAGUGGAAACUCCCUCCCCGAGGCGGAAGCCGAGGGCGCCCCACUGGGGCCCAAGCCUCCGCCGGGGCGGGAUUCCAGGCCGGGGGCGGGGGCCGCCGGUGACCCGGGCCCCGCCUCUCGCCCCCCUCAUGAAUAUGAAUAAGCCGGCUAGGGAGCGGAAGUGCGAGGCGGCCCCAGCCGGGCUGGCUCCGCCACUGACUGCGGGGGCUUGAGGCCGGGGGGCGUGGUCUGGCCCGGACGCCCCGCCCCUACACCCACGCGGGGCCUCCUUCCGGCCGGCGCGCCCCGGACGUGACCUCGAGGGCGCGCGCUGGGAGCCGCCCGACGGGGCGCAGACAGCACCCUCCUGGCGUCGGCGCCCGCAGUCAUUCUUUCCAACGCUGGGGACACGGGAGUCAGAAAUGAAACAGCCCUGUCCUCGUGGGGCUUACGUUCAGGCGCAAGGGCCACCAGUCGAAUUGGGAAACCGCCUCGGAUGUCACAUGAGCGCCCAGGGAAGACAGGGUAGGGCCUCGCUGGGGAGGUGACUUGAGUCAACACUCAAAGGAAGGAAGCGAGGGAGCAAGCCAUGCGAAGAACUAACGAAGGAACAUUCCAGAAAGAUUUCACAUCGCAGGCCUAAGGUCCAGGGGCAGCAGACAUUGAGGCUGAUGUGGCUGGAUUGGAGAGAAAGAGGAAUUAAAAGGAUGGGAUAAUGACAAUAAUGGCUCACAUUUUUUAGCAAGAGUAGGGACGGGGUUUCACCGUGUUCGCCAGGAUGGUCUCGAUCUUCUGACCUCGUGAUCCGCCCGCCUCGGCCUCCCAAAGUGCUGGGAUUAUAGGCGUGAGCCACCGCGCCCGGCCCGCAACAGAUUCCUUGAGGUUGAAGUUCAGUGACAUGAUCACGACUCACCGCAGCCUUAACUCCCGGGCUCAGACAAUCCUCCUGCCUCAGCCUCCUAAGUAGCUGGGACUUCAGACAUAAACCACUGUGAGCAGCCAAGAGACCCACCUUUUACAGGCCUUGCCAACAUUCCACUAACUCCCGAGACUCAGCGGGACCAGGAGCGGCGGAUUCGAAGGGAGAUCGCCAACAGCAACGAGCGGAGGCGCAUGCAGAGCAUCAACGCGGGAUUCCAGUCCCUCAAGACCCUCAUCCCCCACACAGAUGGAGAGAAGCUCAGCAAGGCAGCCAUUCUCCAGCAGACAGCCGAGUACAUCUUCUCCUUGGAGCAGGAGAAGACCAGGCUCCUGCAGCAGAACACACAGCUCAAGCGCUUCAUCCAGGAGCUGAGCGGCUCGUCCCCCAAGCGACGGCGGGCAGAAGACAAGGACGAAGGCAUCGGCUCUCCGGACAUCUGGGAGGACGAGAAGGCGGAGGACCUGCGGCGGGAGAUGAUUGAGCUGCGGCAGCAGCUGGACAAGGAGCGCUCGGUGCGCAUGAUGCUGGAGGAGCAGGUGCGCUCGCUGGAGGCCCACAUGUACCCUGAAAAGCUCAAGGUGAUUGCGCAGCAGGUGCAGCUGCAGCAGCAGCAGGAACAGGUGAGGCUGCUGCACCAGGAGAAGCUGGAGCGGGAACAGCAGCACCUGCGGACCCAGCUUCUGCCCCCUCCGGCCCCCACCCACCACCCCACGGUGAUCGUGCCAGCACCACCUCCCCCUCCCUCCCACCACAUCAACGUCGUCACCAUGGGCCCCUCCUCGGUCAUCAACUCUGUUUCUACAUCCCGGCAAAAUCUGGACACCAUCGUGCAGGCAAUCCAGCACAUCGAGGGCACCCAGGAAAAGCAGGAGUUGGAGGAGGAGCAGCGGCGAGCUGUCAUCGUGAAGCCCGUGCGCAGCUGCCCGGAGGCCCCCACCUCUGACACCGCCUCUGACUCUGAGGCCUCAGACAGUGACGCCAUGGACCAGAGCCGGGAGGAGCCUUCGGGGGACGGGGCGCUUCCCUGACUACCCCCCCUGCCCUCCUCUCCCUUCUGGGGGCUGGAGGGAGCUGGGGCAGCCACAGGGAGAGACGUGGGUGAAUGAGUGAGAAAUUUUUACAAAAUGACGAUGUCAUUUGGGUCUCUUUUAUGACCUCUUUUUCAAUACUGUAAAUCGACCUUUGAACGAAGCCACUCAACCCGAGAUUCCAGGGCUGGGGUGUCGCAGAGCGUGUGGGAGCAUCGGGACCCCAGGGCUGGGCCUCGGCCCCGGGGGCUGGGGGAAGCUGACACGGAGAUGCCUGGCCUUUCUCUGCCAAAAAGCAUUUUUUUUCCUUUAAAUAUGUUUUUUAAGAACAGGGAAAAUCAAACAAAACCCCAGGUUGUUUCUUCCCUGCCCAGAGCCAGCCUAGGACUGUCAGCCUUCGAUCCCCUUUCCCUCCUCUUUUUGGGUUUUCUUCUUUCUCCUUUAAGCACUUAGAUGGGUUGGGGUCAGACUGGGCCGGGGUGUCCUGGGGGCCCGGGGGUCUCCGUUGCUUCUCGGUUGGGGUUUGCUGCUGCUGUGCCCCCUUCCCCAUUCCCCAUCUCGGCACUAGAAUUCGCCACUUCCCCACCCCCCAGCCCCCACCUCUGCCUCCGGGUCUCAUCUUCCACCCCAAAAAAGUCCGUUUUUCUCUUUUUUUUUUUUUUUUUUGUUGGUUUUGUUUUGUUUUGUUUUUUUUUUUUUGGUUUUGCUUUCUGUUUUUGUUUUUGUUUUGUUUUGUUUCUCUUUUCUGUUUUUUUUUUUUUUUUUUUUUUUUUUUUUUUUAACAAUUUUGAGGUCUUCAUGUUCAAGGAGAAGCUAUUAUAUUUUGUUAAGAAAGUGGGGAGAAAAAAACCAAGAGGCCACCGUGCCUUUGUAAAGAAACAAAAUAAAGUUUGUACUUUGUUUUUUA
Chlorocebus sabaeus (green monkey) is the source of this 3049-nucleotide messenger RNA. The record is from RefSeq and is a predicted model, not a curated record. Lineage: Eukaryota; Metazoa; Chordata; Mammalia; Primates; Cercopithecidae.